AUGGUCACUGACAGGGAAAUGAUGGUGGAUGGUAGACCUGUGACCCCAAGUUCAUGGAAAUCAGCCUCCAUCAACUUCCUUAACUGGCUCAAGAAGCAUGAAAACGCAUUUCUUGUUGCUAACAAUGAGAGGCGUUUUGAUUUUCCAGUCAUAAUUUCUGCCUAUACUAAUGUUCAUCAGUGUGAUUGUUUGCUGGAACAUACACAAGGAAUGCUUGAUUCAUUGCCCUUAUUCAGGAAAGUGUUUCCGAAGAGAUCCUCCUAUAAACAAGAGGAUAUUGUCCACGAUAUUCUCGGUAUUGAAUACAAGGCACACAAUGAGGAAGAAGAUGUAAAAAGUUCAGCCAGCCUAGUUUCUAAAGUCGUUAAUGAUCAUGGGGAUAAAAGUGUACAGGAAAAUAGUUUUCCAGCAAAAGCUGCACACUUAAGUUUUUUGUCUGGUAAAGAACGUGCCAAGAACAUGCCAAGUUUAUCAAGAUUGGUAGCAUUUGGUGUAAUGAAAUCAGCAACUGCUGAAAAUAUAGCUUGA
Mya arenaria is the source of this 528-nucleotide messenger RNA. RefSeq lists its product as uncharacterized. Gene Ontology annotation, molecular function: nucleic acid binding. NCBI's taxonomy places the organism in Eukaryota, Metazoa, Mollusca, Bivalvia, Myida, Myidae. The record is from RefSeq and is a predicted model, not a curated record. The transcript has a single exon. The coding region runs from base 1 to 528 and encodes 175 amino acids.